Messenger RNA from Papilio polytes (common Mormon), 1207 nucleotides. Its product is annotated as farnesyl pyrophosphate synthase 1-like. Lineage: Eukaryota; Metazoa; Arthropoda; Insecta; Lepidoptera; Papilionidae. The transcript is spliced from 6 exons. Gene Ontology annotation, cellular component: cytoplasm. The record is from RefSeq and is a predicted model, not a curated record. Gene Ontology annotation, biological process: trans, trans-farnesyl diphosphate biosynthetic process. Gene Ontology annotation, molecular function: dimethylallyltranstransferase activity; (2E,6E)-farnesyl diphosphate synthase activity. Bases 41 to 1186 code for a protein of 381 amino acids.
CGAAUAUGUUUAAUCCAAAAAUUAAACGACAGUAGUCAAGAUGCUGCCGCAAAAGUUAAUUGUAAUUUGCACGAGAAAUUUUGCCAACCAUACAUGCAAUGGGAAAUUACAAAGUCCGUUAAUGAAAACUGUUUUGAGUGGAUACAACAGUUAUUUUCCUAAAAUAAUUGACCAAAGUUUGGAAAAGGUUUCCUUUGUUUAUACACCAGCUAUGAGAGAAAGGAUAAAAAAGUGUUCGGAAUAUUACACUAUUGGUAGGAACCCAGUGCAGGGCGAGUUUAUGGUGUUAGCUUACGAAGCAUUAAACAAGGACUCGAUGAUUGAUGACGAGAUGAUCCACAAAUUACAAGUAAUUGUUACUACAGUUGAAAUGGUACAAACAUAUUUUUUCUUCUGGGACGAUUUGGAAGAUAAAAGCAUGACUCGUCUGGGCAAGCCGUGUUGGCAUUUGUUGGAGGAUACGGGUCUUUUUGCUUUCACUGACGCCUGCAUUAUGAGGAGUUUCAUCAAUGAUAUAAUACGACAAAACUUUCAUGGUGAAAUGUGCGCAAACAUUUUAAGUGUCUAUGAUAAGGUUUAUUUCACGUCUUCUGUCGGUCAGUAUAUGGAAGCAGCGAUUUCGAGAUCUAGAAAUUAUAAUAACUAUACAAUGGAGUCGUACACAAAGAUUGGUAACUUGAGAUCUUCUUUCUACUCUGUUAAAUCGCCGCUCUUGUUAGGGCUAGCUCUAAACAACAAGCUGAACAAAGAGUCUUAUGACGUCGUCGAUGAUGUGGGUUUGGACAUCGGCGUGUUAGUCCAAUGCCAUAACGAUUUGAUAGACUACUUCAGCGAAAAGGGUACGUUAAACAUAGGCAAAAGCGGUACGGACAUACAAGAGGGCAAGUUUUCGUGGGUAGCAACAACCUUUUUGGAGAACUGCAACUCUGAGCAAAAACGCAUCUUCGCAGAGAACUAUGGCAGCGCUGAUCCUGAUAAAGUAAAACGAAUUAUUGAACUUUACGAAGAGGUGAAUGUAGCACAACAUUACCAACUAGAACAACAGAAACGUUUUGAUAUAUUCAAUGAAAAAGUAUCCAAAUUGCCCAAGAACGCAACUCCUUCUGCGGAAUUCUUCAAGAGUUUUCAAAAUUUACUUCAUUAUUAUUCACAAGAUACUACAAAUCUGAUGUACGAUAAGCAUUAAAAUAAAUUACUGUAAACUUAA